Messenger RNA from Talaromyces amestolkiae, 1707 nucleotides. RefSeq lists its product as uncharacterized. Gene Ontology annotation, cellular component: vacuole; beta-galactosidase complex; cell wall. Gene Ontology annotation, biological process: carbohydrate metabolic process. The transcript is spliced from 2 exons. The record is from RefSeq and is a predicted model, not a curated record. Lineage: Eukaryota; Fungi; Ascomycota; Eurotiomycetes; Eurotiales; Trichocomaceae. The coding region runs from base 1 to 1707 and encodes 568 amino acids. Gene Ontology annotation, molecular function: beta-galactosidase activity.
AUGUCUGGCUCAACCAAAUACCCCCAUUUCCGCGAAACAGUGACGGGGAAACAACUCAUUGUCAAUGGCAGACCAUUCCUGAUUUUGGGCGGAGAGCUUCAAAACUCAUCGCUCACAUCAGCCGAUUAUAUGGCUACAGUCUGGCAGAAAAUGAAGGAUACAAAUUACAACACCCUUCUCGGGUGUGUAUGUUGGGAAAUUAUUGAACCCGUGGAAGGACAAUUCAAUUUUGAUGAGCUUGAUAAGGUCAUUCUUGGAGCUAGGCAACACGGUUUGCAUUUGAUUCUUUUAUGGUUUGGCUCUUUUAAGAAUGGUAUUUCGACGUACACUCCGGCAUGGGUCAAGACCGAUGUGAAACGUUUCCCUCGAGCCAAAUUACGCAAAGCAGGUGGCAUCCUAGAAACAAGUGAAGCGCUUUCGAUAUUCCACGACGAGGCACCCAAAGCCGAUGCCAAAGCAUUUGCGGCAUUGAUGAAGCAUCUCCGAGAAGUUGAUGGCGAGCAUUCUACUGUGAUCAUGGUGCAGGUUGAGAAUGAGACUGGCUUGCUGGGGGACUCUCGAGAUGGCUCAAAAGCGGCCUCGAAAAGAUUCGCAGAGCCAGUGCCACAGGAUCUUAUCAGCUUCCUUGCGAGUGACUGGGAAAAUCUCCACGCUGACUUCAAAACGAACUUGGAGUCCUUCAAAACUGCCCAAGACUCAUCUGCUAAAGAAGGCUCAUGGGAAGAAGUCUUUGGAAAAGACGCACGUACUGACGAGCUUUUCAUGGCCUACCACUACGCUCGUUAUCUUGACCGCGUAGCCGAGGCAGGCAAGAAAGAAUACCCAAUCCCACUGUACACCAACGUCUGGCAAAAUUACGUUGGAGAUGACCGCGAUGAGUCCUUCCCAGUUGUCGUCGGCGGUGGAGGUCACCCCGGUGAUUACCCUUCUGGUGGAGGCACGAGUAACGUACUUGAUGUCUGGCAAAAAUUUGCGCCGUCUCUCGACCUGAUAGCGCCAGAUGUCUACUUGAACGAGUACACCAGCUCAUGCAAAAAGUAUCGUCACCGCAACCAACCACUCUUCAUUCCUGAGCAACGUCGGGAUGACUACGGAGCUCGACGUAUCUGGGCGGCGUUUGGUUCAUACCAGUCCCUUGGCACUUCGCCGUUUGGCGUUGAUACCUUGGAGCCAGAGGAGUGUGCAUUUACAAAGCACUACAGGCUACUCGACUCGGUAUCCCAGAUUGUCCUCGAGGCACAGCGGACUUCCCUCACUGCAUCGGUCGGGUUCUUCUUCGACGAGCUGCCUGCCACCGGAGAAGAUCCAGCCAGACCUAUCGUUGUGAGUCACUGGCCUGGCUUCGAAAUCACCAUCGAGCCCUGCUUUGUGUUUGGUAAACGUAGCCCUGCCGCUGGAAUGGUAAUUCAUCGCGGUGGCGCCAAGUUUUUGCUCAUCGGAUGGGGAUUCCAGGUCCGCGCACGCAGUCUUUCUGCGAAUAGCACAUUCACCGGCAUUCUUCGCUUCGAGGAAAAAUACGUGGUCAACAAGGAGACUGGUCAACUUGCAACGUUAAGGGCCCUGAAUGGUGAUGAGACCAGAAGUGGGAAGUUUGCUAUGAUGCCGAGUGAGGAUCCAGAUUAUGGUGGAUUUCCUAUCUGUGUGACCAUUCCUGCGAGAACGAUGAUUGCGGAGGUUGAAUUUUAUGAUGUAGCUGACGAUGGUUGA